Messenger RNA from Diatraea saccharalis (sugarcane borer), 781 nucleotides. The record is from the annotation of a GenBank genome assembly. Lineage: Eukaryota; Metazoa; Arthropoda; Insecta; Lepidoptera; Crambidae.
CCACUAUGUACACAAAACAGGAAACACAUAUCUAUUCUCUUUGUCUUUGCGCGGUAUUUUUAAAACAAAAGAGCACAAUUGUCAGUGUCAUUUCAUUUUCAGAUACAAUUUUAUUUUGUAGUUUUCUUUGAAUUAUUUGUGCGAGGAAAUCAUAGUGUAUUUAAUAUAGUAUAAAAUGUGCUAUCAGUUAUUAAGUUAUUGUUCACUGUUCUUAUUAAGAACAUGACGCGAAGUCCAGACAUAUUGUUUAUGACUGAAUAUAUAAAAAAUGUAUUGUAUUUUGCCACAGUACGUCAGGGAAAACUCGUAAAAAAUACAGUUGAUACACAUUACUUCUGUAUAGAUAAUGAACUAAUAUAUGAGAAUUAUUAUUCAGACUUCGGACCUCUGAACUUGGGAUGUGUCUUCAAAUACUGCACAAUAUUGAAUGAGAAAUUAAAACUUUAUUUUAAUAAACAAGUUAUAGUGCAUUAUACGUCGGUUGAACCAAACAAAAAGGCCAACGCAGCAUUUGUAUUGGGAUGUUAUGGUGUUUUGUAUUUAAAUUUGUCGCCUAGGGACGCGUUGAAGCCACUGCUGAUACACGGACAAAGUUAUCGGUAUACUACUAUCACAAUAUGCGCAUACAUUAUAUAACUAUACGUAAUAUACUGUAGAUCUUUAAUAUGGCAACUUUGCUAAAAACACAAUUAUGUAAAGAAAAGUAUUCAUAUAUUAUAAAAUAUUAAUAUGUUGCGUUACAGCUCAUUUAUAGCCCAUGAUAACAACUGAAUAGAGAAGU